AUGGACAACCCAUUGGCAAAGGUUCUCAAUCCCACGUUAGAGGCUCCAACAACAGGUUGUGUCACGACCCACGGCGAUGGCGUUGAUUUCAUUCAGCGAGAAGAGAACUUUGGAGAUUCGGUGGGGCUUGCGAUCGAUUGCCUUGGGGGAGUGUUCAGUUUGUUGAGCUUGGUGUUUAAGGAGAGCUUUGACGGCAUUGCGGCGGCCAACUACAUUGGAAUCGUAGUCCUAGAGCUCGCAAUCUUUGCUCUGUACUUCAUCCUCAACCCUCGCGCUCGUAGACAAAGGCAAGAGCAAGAAGCAAAAUCUGGAUCAACUGCACCAGUAACAGCAGCGCAGGACAUCGAGCAGACCCCCGCCGAAGCUGCCGUUGUCAUUGAAACGCCAGAAUGGUCAAGACACACAGCUUGGGAUGAGAAGCCACCCACUCUCCCAACAAAUCAGCAACACUCGCAGAAUCUACUACCACCCGCAUAG
Ustilago hordei is the source of this 477-nucleotide messenger RNA. RefSeq lists its product as uncharacterized. The transcript is spliced from 3 exons. The record is from RefSeq and is a predicted model, not a curated record. NCBI's taxonomy places the organism in Eukaryota, Fungi, Basidiomycota, Ustilaginomycetes, Ustilaginales, Ustilaginaceae. The coding region runs from base 1 to 477 and encodes 158 amino acids.